This is a messenger RNA of Synchiropus splendidus (mandarinfish), 2417 nucleotides long. RefSeq names its product thrombomodulin-like. NCBI's taxonomy places the organism in Eukaryota, Metazoa, Chordata, Actinopteri, Syngnathiformes, Callionymidae. The record is from RefSeq and is a predicted model, not a curated record. The transcript has a single exon. Gene Ontology annotation, molecular function: calcium ion binding. Bases 120 to 1613 code for a protein of 497 amino acids.
UCGCCUGGCGGAAAAAAAAACAUUGGCAUAACUUGGAUCCUUUAUAACGAGUGGAUUAUGAGGAAUCGUCGGUCGCGUUGCCCGGUUCCAAUCUCCGAAGUCUCGCUCUCUCCGGCGUCAUGAUGAGGUUUCUGGUGUGCGCGCUUUUCCUCUGCAAGCAGGCGGAAAUCGGCUUCGCGGACCAAAUGAUUUGCGGCGGAGAUAAGUGCUACCAGCUCCACCAGGAAGCCGUGGACUAUCGAGACGCGCUGAUGAUCUGUCGCGGCUCAGCAGCCGAGUUGGUGACUGGGUCUGGUCCGGAGGUUUGGACCCUACUGGACGGGAAGAACGGGUCUUACUGGUCAGAUGCGGUGGACGCCAGUAUGGACAUGUGCAGGCGCGUGGAUGCGACCGACAAGACGACUGCUGAAACACGAUGUGACGCCGAAGCGGACGGCUUCGUCUGCCGCCUCCCUCUGCGUGACCCCUGUGACCCCCUCGGGUCUGACCCCUCCGCACACACGCUAUACAGCGCACUCAGCGGCGCAGAGCUGAUCCACUCGGAGCUUUUCCCUGCGGGAACCACGGCUCUGACUUUUAAAUCCAGCAGCAAGUAUCCUGAUUCCAAACAUAUUUGCGCCUCUAAAUCAUGGAUGCGAGCUCCGUGGAGCUGUGAGGGGGAGCGGGGGGGCUGCGAGCACGCGUGCAACGGGACAUGCGUCUGCCCGCCUGAUAAAGUUCUCCAUCGGAACCGCUUCUCCUGCACGGAUGACUCCUGCGACAGGUGCGAGCACCGCUGCGAGAGCGACGGCAAGUGCGCGUGCAAGCGUGGGUACCGCCUCCAGAGGGAUGGGACGAGCUGCGUGGACGUGGAUGAGUGUUCAGAAACCAGCCCGUGCACAGGAGAUGGGGAGCGGUGUGUGAACACCCAGGGCGCGUAUGAGUGCACCUGCAUGGAGGACUUCGAUGAGUACGACGGGAAGUGUGUGAACAACUCCAUCUGUUUCCACUGCGAGCACCAGUGUGAGAUGGUCGGCGGUGUGUUAGCGUGUGUGUGUGAUAAAGGCUUCGAGGUGUCGCCGAAGGACCCUCACAAGUGUGAGAUGCGGUGCACCGCACGGGACUGUCCGGCCAGGUGCACCCGCCUGCCCGACAUGGAUGAGAAAGACUGGCCGUGCACCUGCCCUCAGGGCUACAUCCUGGACUACAGGAACCACUCCCAACACAUUUGCACCGACAUCGACGAGUGUCACAUGGACAUGUACUGCGACCACAUGUGUGAAAACCUGUUCGGAAGCUACAGGUGUCUGUGUGAGGAAGGGUUCCAGCUCGUGGCCCUCACCAAGUGCGUCCCCUUGAAGAUGGAUGAUGAGGAUGGAUCUGGCUCGAAGAAUCCGCCUCUGGAGGUGCCCACUGCCCAGCCAGCGCUGGUGCCCUCCUACAUCAAGACAGGCAGCAUACUGGGCCUCACCCUGUUCUCCGGUCUGUGUGUGGUGCUGCUCUUCUUCGUCGUACGGCAGUUGGCGAAGCGCUGCGAUACACUGGACAUUCCUCCUGUCAAGAGGACAGAAGUAGAUGUUGACUACCUGCAGCAGGUGACCACGGACACCUACAAGAUGCUGCCAGUGGACUGAGAUGCGUCAUAUAUAUAUAUAUAUAUAUAUAUAUAUAUAUAUAUACAUUUUUGUUUAAGUAGCUCUCCAUUCUGGCAACUAAAAUCUACUUAAACUAUUUAGUACCUCAAAAUUGUGUACUCAUAUUCUUAAAUUAGCUCAAAGGUAUUUUUUUAAAAACUAAUUUGAAUGGUGUAGACAUCUUUAAUAUAUAAUGGUUUAUAGGUCAAUAUUUGUAUGGGGGUAUAAGUGAUCCAUAUAUCACAGCAAGGUAAGUAGAAAAAAAAACAUCUAAGAAUAUAGAUUCAAAAUAAGAUAAAACUGAAUAUAAUCAGCUCAUAAGAAGGUGUCAUUACAAUACAAUAUGUAGUGAUGUAUUUUGGGGUUUAUAAACCAUGAAGCUGUUUGUCAAUCAAAUAAGGUUUUAACUUGAAAGCCACAAACAAAACCAAUAAUAAUGCAUUUUUUUAAGUAAAUAUUUUUCCUUUUUGAAACCAACUUCUCCUCCAUAGUAAAUAUAAUGGACUCACUAUUAUUAUGAAAUAUCUACAUUGAACAGACUUUACAAUGUUUUUAACUUACUGAAUUUUCUGGUCACAGUCACUUUUUUUAUUAAUUGUCAGUGUUCAUUCAUAUGUCUUGUUCAUGAGUAUGUGUUAUUUUCAUUAUAAGACAGCAUGGAUUUUUUUUAAUUGAAUAUACUGACGUGCAAUAUUCUUUCAAAGUCACAACUAUGCUGAAAAUUGAACGGAAAAGCUGCUGAUACUGCAACUAAGUGUCGUUCUGAAUGUAAAACUGCUGCUUGGUCUGUGCACUGUACCUUGU